Messenger RNA from Recurvomyces mirabilis, 1380 nucleotides. RefSeq lists its product as uncharacterized. Gene Ontology annotation, biological process: 3,4-dihydroxybenzoate catabolic process. The coding region runs from base 1 to 1380 and encodes 459 amino acids. Gene Ontology annotation, molecular function: catalytic activity. NCBI's taxonomy places the organism in Eukaryota, Fungi, Ascomycota, Dothideomycetes, Mycosphaerellales, Teratosphaeriaceae. The transcript is spliced from 2 exons. The record is from RefSeq and is a predicted model, not a curated record.
AUGCAGCUUCCUGCUUGGAGGGCCAAAUUACUAUCCGCGAUUGACUCCUUGCUCUUUCGCAACAUAUUUGGUACCAACGAGAUACGUAGCAUAUUCGAUGACAAAGCCUACAUUCGAAGAUGCAUCGAUGUAGAAGCCGCUCUUGCUCGAGCGCAGAGCGAGAUUGGUGCUAUCCCGGCGCAUGUGGGCAGCCGGAUUACAGAAGCUUGCGAAACCAUCGACCCAGACUACCAACGCCUCUCUAACGAGACGGAGAUCGUUGGCUACCCAAUCUUGCCCUUGGUGCGCCAACUUUCCCAUGCCUGUGGCGAGGAGUUUGGUAAGUGGGUGCACUGGGGCGCCACAACCCAGGACAUACAGGACACAGCGACCAUGCUGCAGAUGCGGGAUGGUCUUGCGGUCGUGGAGCAGAUGUUGAAGGAAGUAGCUCAAAGUUUGGCGAGGUUGGCAAUGGUGCAUAGAGAUACACCGAUGGCUGGUAGAACUCAUCUGCAGCAUGCUCUCCCCGUGACUUUUGGCUACAAGUGCGCAGUCUAUUUGUCCGGCUUCCAGCGUCAUCUCGAGCGACUGCAGCAACUCAAGCCACGAUGCUUGCUUGUCCAGUUCGGUGGUGCCGCUGGUACACUCGCGUCUCUUGGCGCAGGGGAGGAAGGCUUGCGAGUACGAGAGGCACUUGCUCGGCAGCUCGAUCUAUACAAUCCUGUCAUUACCUGGCAUACGGCACGCGACGGCGUUGCGGAGAUCAUCAACUUCCUCGCUCUGGUUGGAGGCACACUUGGCAAGCUCGCGACAGACUUCGUCGUCAUGUCUUCGAACGAGUUCGGCGAGAUCAGUGAACCUUUCGUGCCUCAUCGUGGUGCCAGCUCAACUAUGCCGCAGAAGCGCAAUCCAAUAUCCAGCGAGGUGAUUUUGGCAGCCUCUAAGAUCCUACGAGCAAACGCUAGCCUGUGUUUGGAUGCCAUGAUCACCGACUUUGAACGAGCAAGCGGACCGUGGCAUCUCGAAUGGAUGGCAGUGCCGGAGAGCUUCGUUGUCGUCGUUGGUGCGUUGUGUCAAGCGAAAUUCGCUGUGUCAGGGCUGGUCGUGAACGUGGAUCAAAUGCAACGCAAUCUGCAAUCGACUCGUGGACUCAUCGUUGCUGAAGCUGUUAUGAUGGAGCUGGCUCUCCAUGUAGGAAGACAGAAAGCACACGAUAUCGUGUACGAAGCGUGUAAGCAGACAAUCGAUGCAGGCGAUCAGGCGACACUUUUCGACCAGUUGGCGUCGGAAGACAUUGUUAGUAUGGCAAUAAAUCCCACGAGGUUGAUGGAGUUGUGCGAGCCGAGCAAUUAUCUUGGUGCUGCUGGUUGCAUGGUCGACGCUGUCGUCAAAAGGGAGUGA